This is a messenger RNA of Purpureocillium lilacinum, 576 nucleotides long. The record is from RefSeq and is a predicted model, not a curated record. NCBI's taxonomy places the organism in Eukaryota, Fungi, Ascomycota, Sordariomycetes, Hypocreales, Ophiocordycipitaceae.
AUGGAGGAGAACAGCCGUCCACACACCAUCGGCAGCCGCGCCUACGACCGCCUGGCCAUUAAGCCAUGCCCAUCUACCCACCCGGCCACACCAGCCCACUCCAUCGCUCGGCAGCUGCCCAGGGGUUGGCUGCCUGAGUCGUUCGCAGGAAAGGCACCAGAGGCGACGGACUCGUGGGCUAGCAUCGAUGGCGAUGGAGGCGUGGGCCUCCGGCAACUUCGAUGGUCUCCCGGCAUCUUAUCUUGCCUUGGUCGGCCCGUUCCCAGCCUGUUCUCUGCUUUAUUAACCUGGCUCCGAUUACUGGGGCUGCUUCUUCCUUUGCCAGCGCGCAUCAUGGCUGCCACGCGAGCGGGACACGAUGUUCGCUGGGAAUCCGCGAUGUCGGCCCGGCGGCAGUGGAGAACGUGGCCGUCAUUGCCCAUUUUGGCGGCGGAUGGGUUACGCCCCUGGCCACAGCGCCGGCACCUCCUCUGCGCAGAAGAUUAUGGAGGACAAUGUGUGAGAGGACCGGCGGCGGGUCUUCCCAGGCUUCAGCCAGGCAGCCAGCCAAGCAACUCAGGCCUGGCCGCUGAAUAG